CAACUUUGACACUCCGCCGGUUGAGAGCCUAGCCUACCAUCCGAUUCCGAGAAUGGAUGCUUCAGCCAUACUAUGUCUCCUCUGGGUUUCCCUCGGCUCUUGCCUUGUCUACAAAUUCCUCACCGCCUCCGGGAAAACCACGAGCAGCAGCAAUGCGCGGCGGCCUCCCGGCCCGGCAGGGAUACCUCUGCUCGGCAACAUCUUCGACCUCCGGGGCGCGGAGCUGCACCACGCCCUGGCCAGGCUCGCCGGCGUCCACGGCCCCGUCAUGUCCUUGAAGCUCGGCACGAGCAACGCCAUCGUGGUGUCCUCCGCCGCGGGCGCCCGUGACGUGCUGCAGAAGCACGACCAAAUCCUGGCCGGCCGGUCCGUCAACGACGCCGCGCGCGGGCUCGGCCACCACGAGGUCUCCAUGCUGUGGCUACCGGCCACCAGCCCGGUCUUCAAGCGCCUUCGCGCCGUGUGCAACAACCACCUGUUCUCGGCACGCGGCCUCGACGCGACGAGGGCCAUGCGCGAGGGGAAGGUGAGGGAGCUCGUCGGCUGCCUCCGCGACCGCCACGCCGGCCAGGUUGUGAGCGUCGGCGUCGUCAUGCUCUCGGGGAUGCUCAACCUCAUGUCCAACGUGCUCUUCUCUGAGGACGUGGCCGAUCUGAACUCCGCCGACGCGCAGGAGCUCGAGACGCUGCUCAACGACGCGAUCGAGGAGAUCACCAAGCCAAACCUGUCGGACCUCUUCCCCGUGCUCUCCAAGCUUGACCUUCAGAGCCACCGGCGCAACUUCGCGCUGUACAUUAAGAAGCUCUAUGAUUUCUUCGACCGGGUCAUUAGCCGCCGCCGUCAGAGCGCAGCAGGAGGUGAAAAGAAAGUGGAUUUCUUAGAUGUGUUGCUCCAGCUUCACUCAGAGGAUCAGUUCAGCCUUCAGACAAUCAAGUCAUUUCUCUUGGAUCUCUUUGUGGCCGGGACAUCUACGACCUCGCUCACGGUGGAGUGGACGCUGGCCGAGCUACUCCGGCAUCCGGCUGUCAUGUCAAAAGUCCGCGGCGAGUUGCAGCAGGUGCUCGGCUCAAAGGAAGAGCAGCAUCCUGACGAGUCCGACAUCGACAAGCUACCCUACCUCCGCGCCGUGGUGAUGGAGAUCAUGCGGCUGCACCCGCCGGCUCCUCUCAUGAUGCCGCAUCUGGCCAUGGCCGGCGGCGCGGAGGUCGGCGGCUUCCCGGUGCCUAAGGGCACCCAGGUGAUCGUCAACGUGUGGGCCAUCAUGCGCGACCCGGCGUCGUGGGAGCAGCCGGAGGCGUUCAUGCCGGAGAGGUUCCUGGGGACGGGUCUGGAUUUCCGGGGCGUGGACGCGCGUGCGUUCGUGCCGUUCGGGGCGGGGAGGAGGCAGUGCCCCGGGAUGCCGGUGGCGACGAGGUCGGUGAUGCUCAUCCUUGCAUCUGUGCUGCACGCGUUUGAGUGGAGCCUGCCCGACGGGAUGCGGCCGUGCGAUGUGGAUGUCAGGGACCGGUUCGGCACGUCCCUUAACAUGGUCACGCCCCUAAAGGCCGUGCCGACGCCUGUCCCUGUGUGGCAUUGAUCGAUCGAUUCUCAGUUGUGUAAUAAUGUCAUCAUGAUGACCUAUCUAAAUAAAAACACAUUCAUAGAUAGUGAAGACGAUGAGCAUGCCACGUGGUGUCAGGUGCCUUGCUUCUGUAGUUGUUGGAUGCUUGUUGUCGGACCUGGGCGUGCUGGACAACUUAUACUGCAUAAAAUCCUUUGUAACAACUUCAUCCAUCCAUGCCAAUAGACUUGCUUGUAAUUUGGAUU
Molecule: messenger RNA, 1806 nt
Organism: Panicum hallii
Lineage: Eukaryota; Viridiplantae; Streptophyta; Magnoliopsida; Poales; Poaceae
Product: cytochrome P450 76M5-like
Exons: 2
Coding region: 53-1576 (507 amino acids)
Molecular function (GO): heme binding; iron ion binding; oxidoreductase activity, acting on paired donors, with incorporation or reduction of molecular oxygen
Source: RefSeq, a predicted model, not a curated record